CCCUCGCUGUGGAUCUUCUUUGCCCCCCGGUUGAAGUACAUCGUGCCUGUGGAGGAGGAGGUGAUGGUGACAGUGGAAGGAGCAACGGGGACAUGCUCGCUUACGGCUCGCCCACAGCGGAGUCGAGGCGAAGGCGAGUCGAAGCUCCCAGCCGCGGCCGCUGGUACCGCUGACGACCGAGGACCAUGUUCGCUCUGACCGCUUCACUGGUCCAGGAACUAGGAGAAGAAACAAGGGCUCCGGCUGUCUCUUACGACAUUUUACGACAGUGCCGGGCGUGAAUACGACGUCGUUACCGAGUAAAGUGCGUCUCUUUGGAGCAGAUACCGGCUGAGGGGGACGCAGCAUCAAAAGACAAGGAAUAUACUUCUAUGCCCGCUUUCCCACCCGGACAAUCCGAGCACAGCACGUUCUUGCCCGCAAAACGAAUUAGCCCGGAUAGCUCGAUGUGGACGCUGGGCUGAGUGAAGAAAGGGCCACGCCGGGAAGGCAACUCGCUGAUUAACCGAAGCUGAGCUCGUCGGGAGUAGCCUAGUUGCCUCCUAAAGCGACGCUUACCAAAAAAAAAAAAAAGAAAAAAGGGGGGGAAACGAAGAAGAAAGGGGACGACGCGUUUGAGGCCCAAAGCAGCGGUGGGAAAAAUGGACUAUGAUUUCAAAGUGAAGCUGACCGGAGAGCGAGAGCGUGUCGAGGACCUGUUUGAGUACGAAGGAUGCAAAGUGGGCAGAGGCACAUACGGUCAUGUUUUCAAGGCGAAGAGAAAAGAUGGGAAGGACGACAAGGACUACGCCCUCAAGCAGAUUGAAGGCACCGGCAUCUCCAUGUCAGCCUGCAGAGAGAUUGCACUGCUGCGAGAACUCAAGCACCCCAACGUCAUCUCGCUGCAGAAGGUUUUCCUGUCACACGCCGACCGGAAAGUGUGGCUGCUCUUCGACUACGCAGAGCACGACCUCUGGCACAUCAUUAAGUUCCACAGAGCGUCCAAGGCCAACAAGAAACCACUUCAGCUUCCCAGAGGGAUGGUCAAGUCUCUGCUCUACCAGAUCCUGGACGGCAUCCAUUACCUCCACGCAAACUGGGUCCUCCACAGAGACCUUAAACCAGCAAACAUUUUAGUGAUGGGGGAAGGGCCAGAGAGGGGUAGAGUAAAGAUAGCUGACAUGGGUUUCGCACGUCUCUUCAAUUCACCACUGAAGCCUUUAGCCGAUCUCGACCCGGUGGUCGUCACAUUCUGGUACAGAGCACCCGAACUGUUGCUGGGGGCCCGACAUUACACCAAAGCAAUCGACAUUUGGGCGAUAGGCUGCAUCUUCGCCGAGCUGCUGACAUCCGAGCCCAUAUUCCACUGUCGGCAGGAGGACAUCAAGACCAGUAACCCUUAUCAUCACGAUCAGCUGGACCGCAUUUUCAAUGUCAUGGGCUUCCCCGCUGAUAAAGACUGGGAGGACAUCAAAAAGAUGCCCGAACACUCCACGUUGAUGAAAGACUUUAGGAGGAACACGUACACAAACUGCAGCCUUAUAAAGUACAUGGAGAAACACAAAGUCAAGCCAGACAGCAAAGCGUUCCAUUUGUUGCAGAAGCUACUGACCAUGGACCCCAUCCGGAGAAUCACGUCGGAGCAGGCCAUGCAAGACGCGUACUUUUUAGAAGAGCCGCUGCCCACGUCCGAUGUGUUUGCAGGCUGUCAAAUUCCUUACCCUAAGAGGGAAUUUCUGACAGAGGAAGAGCCGGAUGACAAGGCAGACAAAAAGAACCAGCAGCAGCAACAGGGAAACAACCACACAAAUGGGGCGGGGCACACCGGCAAUCCCGACAACAGCCACGCCCAGGGCCCGCCUCUGAAGAAAGUGCGCGUGGUCCCGCCCACUACUACCUCAGGCGGCCUCAUCAUGACCUCAGACUACCAGCGCUCCAAUCCACAUGCUGCCUACCAGAACCCUGGACCAAGCACAUCACUGCCCCAAAGCAGCAUGGGGUACUCCUCUACCUCCCAACAGCCUCCGCAGUACUCCCACCAGACCCACCGCUACUGACCGCAUACGUACGCACGUUGCCACACAAACGCCCCCCCCCCCGACCCCGUCACCCUCAUUACGCCUGCCUAAAAGAAUGUACUGAGGGACAUGGGGCACCCUCUUUGCUGCAGUCCCCCUCUUCUUGUGAAGAUUUACAAACAAACAGCAUAGAGCAAGUGUUAGCCACACUGCUACAUAGCAGAAAUCCAACGAGUGAUAAAAGCAGGGACGGGUGACGAGUCCACGCCCACGUCACGUGUCCCUCCGCCUACGUGCCCACCCCAGCCAGUAGCCCCGUCACUGUCAAAGCUCGGGACGAGACUGAAAAGCUGCUAUUUGACUGCCAGCGUCGACAGAUUCCACGUCCGUCUGUCCUCCUGUUUUGUCUCGUCUGUCUCGUCUCUUUCCUCGUGUGGCCGCCCUCCCCAGCCGAGGACUCAACUGAGGUGCUGGGAGGAUGGCGCUAGCCCACGCAACUGUGGUGGAUUUUUUUUUUUUUUUUUUUUUUUUUUUUUUUUUUUUUGCUGUUGUUCCGAAACGACUGAGAAAAAGAUUUUAGUAAUUUUUAAUUUAAUCCGUUUUUAAGCAGCUUGACCAGCCCCAUACGUACAUACAGGGGACAUGAAAAGUUGACCCACCCCUGUUCAAAUGCCAGUUUUUUUUUGUAGGGUAGUAAAAUGAGACCACGAUAAAUCAUUUCAAAAAAAAAAAAAUCACAACACUGAAGGUAUGUUGUUCUGUGAUAAGUAGUGUUGUGUUUACGCCAAACCCACCUUGUGGAAUUAAUAGGCUAAGACGACAAGGAAAUUGUUGUCACGUGUACUGAACAGCCAUUACUUGCUAAAAAUUCAUGCGGCUCCUUCAUCGUCAGCCUUCUUCCCGGCCUCCCAACUUAGCACUUUUGUACACAUUGUCACUUCUGUAAGGACGUCCCCUUCUUGGGAAUGUCGCUGUUGUGCCAAAUUGUUUCCACUUGAUGAUGAUUGUCUCCCCUGAUGUGUUUGAGGGUGCGACUAUAAAAAUGUCAGGAAAAGCCAACUAGAACAGCUUAACGUUAUUUGGGGUGAACAGAAGAAUUUCAGAUGGUGGCAGGUGUCUUAACUUCCAUUCAACAUCAAUUCGAACCUAUUUGUAAGAUGGAGUGCAACCACACUGUCUCAAUUGUUUAUUUGUACCUCACCUCUCAAAAAUAUAUUUUUUUUCCUCUUGGUUUGUACAGCUCCUAGUCACAUUAAUGGUGGAAAAAAGUUGAGAAAUUGUUUAUCUUGGUCUCAUUUUAUUUAUGUUACAAAAACCUGGCAUCUGACCCAGCGCUGUGUACACUUUUUAUAUCGACCUUGCCGUAGGCUGUGGGCCCUUUCAAAUCCAACCAAUUGCAUGGAGGAAGGCAGAUGGAAAUGAAUUGUACUGUAUGGUAUUGAGACAUUUUACAUGAAGCAAGUUAACCUGACAAUAAAAUUGGAAGCAGUCCUAUUUUUGG
Molecule: messenger RNA, 3498 nt
Organism: Hippocampus comes (tiger tail seahorse)
Lineage: Eukaryota; Metazoa; Chordata; Actinopteri; Syngnathiformes; Syngnathidae
Gene: cdk8
Product: cyclin dependent kinase 8
Exons: 14
Coding region: 642-2036 (464 amino acids)
Biological process (GO): protein phosphorylation
Cellular component (GO): nucleus
Molecular function (GO): protein serine/threonine kinase activity; ATP binding
Source: RefSeq, a predicted model, not a curated record